GCGUGGCCACCACCCCGCGCCGGAGCCGCCCAGGGCACCGGGCGCGACGUCCACGCCGCCACGUCGCCUCCACCCGGGUAGACCAGACGCGGCACCCGGCGCUAGGUACCCGGCUCACCGGGCCGCGCCCCACACCCUGAGCCCGACGAUUGGCUGAAGCAGGUGUCCGUCUUCAGAACGCCCUAAAGAUUGGUUGAGGUCGGCGCGUAGGGGCGGGCCUCGGGCCAGCGUAGGAAGGGCGGAGACCCGGAUGUGUGUGGUGGCGGCGGCGGCCGAAGAGCUUGUGUGCGGAGCUGAGAGGCCUAUGGAUGAGGAGGACGCGGCGGCCCCGGUUUGUUCUCAUGAACAAGAUGGAUGACCUCAACCUGCACUACCGGUUUCUGAAUUGGCGCCGGCGGAUUCGGGAGAUCCGAGAGGUGCGGGCUUUCCGGUACCAGGAGAGGUUCAAACAUAUCCUUGUGGACGGAGACACUUUAAGUUACCAUGGAAACUCUGGUGAAGUUGGCUGCUAUGUGGCUUCCCGACCUUUGACCAAGGACAGCAAUUAUUUUGAGGUAUCUAUCGUGGACAGCGGUGUCCGGGGCACCAUUGCUGUGGGGCUGGUCCCCCAGUACUACAGCUUGGAUCACCAGCCUGGUUGGCUGCCCGACUCUGUGGCCUACCAUGCAGAUGAUGGCAAGCUGUACAAUGGCCGAGCCAAGGGCCGCCAGUUCGGGUCCAAGUGCAACUCCGGGGACCGGAUCGGCUGUGGCAUUGAGCCUGUGUCCUUCGACGUGCAGACUGCCCAGAUCUUCUUCACCAAAAAUGGGAAGCGGGUGGGUUCCACCAUCAUGCCCAUGUCCCCGGAUGGGCUGUUCCCAGCGGUGGGCAUGCACUCCCUGGGUGAGGAGGUACGGCUGCACCUCAACGCUGAGCUGGGCCGCGAGGACGAUAGCAUCAUGAUGGUGGACAGUUACGAGGAUGAGUGGGGCCGGCUGCACGACGUCCGCGUCUGCGGCACUCUGCUGGAAUACUUGGGGAAGGGCAAGAGCAUCGUGGAUGUGGGGCUGGCCCAGGCCCGGCACCCCCUGAGCACCCGCAGCCACUACUUUGAGGUGGAGAUUGUGGACCCCGGAGAGAAAUGCUACAUUGCCUUGGGCCUGGCCCGGAAGGACUACCCCAAGAACAGGCACCCUGGCUGGAGCCGAGGUUCCGUGGCUUACCAUGCAGACGACGGGAAGAUCUUCCAUGGUAGCGGCAUGGGGGACCCCUUUGGGCCGCGCUGCUACAAAGGGGACAUCAUGGGCUGUGGCAUCAUGUUCCCCCGUGACUACAUCCUGGACAGCGAAGGGGACAGUGAUGACAGUUGUGACACAGUGAUCCUGUCUCCAACUGCCCGGGCCGUCCGGAACGUCCGGAAUGUCAUGUACCUGCACCAGGAAGGGGAGGGGGAAGAGGAAGAAGAUGAUGGGGAAGAGAUAGAGCAAGAGCACGAGGGCAAGAAGGUGGUGGUUUUCUUCACCCGGAAUGGCAAGAUCAUCGGGAAGAAAGAUGCUGUUGUACCUUCUGGAGGCUUCUUCCCUACCAUUGGAAUGCUGAGUUGUGGGGAGAAGGUCAAAGUUGACCUGCACCCGCUGAGUGGCUAGGCCUGCUACUGCCUGCCCCUUCUCCCUUCACGUUACCAGGCAGGGCCGGAUGCCCAGGCCCAGUCUUCCGGAGGAUUUGCUCAACCGGCAGGCCGGGGGGGCUGCAGUCUCGCUCUGUCCUUACUGUGAGGUCCCUGUUACACUCCUGUGAGCCCACAUUUCUGACCUGGUGCCUCCCUUGUCGUCAGUCCCCAUCCCAAGUCCCUGGUUGGACAGAAAUGGGCCCAAAGAGUGGUGCUGACACAGGAGGGGAUCCCACCUGCUCUGGGCAGUGGUGGGUGAGCACCCCAGCUCGGGGUGGCACUUUGCAGUGGGUGAGGUGCACCGCCCCUCCCUGACUUGCCGCAGUGUUUCUCAUUGGAUUCCUUUCUGUUUGGUUUUCUGUCCUCAUCAUGUGGACCAGUUGCUGCUGUCACCCCCCUGGCUGGGCUGGGGGACCUGUCCCAGGCCAUCUGGCUCCCCUCCUUGGCCGCUACUCUGAGACUGUGCUGGCGUCUCCUCCGUUCUCUCCCGAGAGCUGGCUUUCUCACUCUCCCCCUCCUUCCUGUUCAGCCCUCUAGGCGUCCCAAGAAUCCCCAGCACUGGCUCCGCCUCCUACACACACACACACACACACACACACACACAGCUGGGCACCCAUCCCACAUCUCAAGAGUAGCAGGGCUGGGAGGCGGUGGGGCCGGCACCCUCUCUCCUCCUCAGCCUUUCCUCACCCAUAGCACCCUGGUCCCUAGCUUCCUGGAGGGUAGCUGAGGCUGUGGGCUUGUGUGUCCCGCUGUGGUUAGGGGCGACCUAGAGCCUCAGCUGGGUGAGCCCAGAGGGGCAGGUCUCAGUCCCCUCCUUCUCCCUGCCCCCACGCUCACUUUUUGCUUGUGCUAGUUGCCUGUUCUGCUCCAGUGUUUGAUUCUAGCACUUUUGUGUGUCCCCGCCGCCCCAGCUCCUUAUGCACCCAUGGUCCCUGGGGGAGGGCCCAGGGAGCUGGGGGCCUUGGUUUGCACAGAGCAGGUUGGGCUGGAGGAGGCAGGUGAGCUGCCGUGCUGCCCCCGGCCUGACCUCAGGCCCUGCACUAUGAUGUAUGAAAUAUAUGUACAGACCAGAGAUGUUUACACAGCCAGUAAAGAUGGAGUUUCUGUA
Ochotona princeps (American pika) is the source of this 2759-nucleotide messenger RNA. It is a transcript of the gene SPRYD3, whose product is annotated as SPRY domain containing 3. Bases 309 to 1625 code for a protein of 438 amino acids. Gene Ontology annotation, molecular function: protein binding. Lineage: Eukaryota; Metazoa; Chordata; Mammalia; Lagomorpha; Ochotonidae. The transcript has 11 exons. The record is from RefSeq and is a predicted model, not a curated record.